GCUAGAAUCACCUGUUUGUCAAUUGAUUUGAACAUCAUUCGUAGGGUAUCUGCAGCAUCACCUGGUGAAUCCUGUAUAAAUGUCUUCUCCGCAUGACUUUGGUAUUUUGCAAAAUAUUCACAUUUUUUAAGUGGGACACUUUAAAACAACGAAAAGCGUUCUAAAUUGUACAUUUGACAAAUUGUAUAAACUUGCCAGAAUUUAAUAAGUUUUGGGUGUAAAAGAUCGUAGACUUUGUUAAUUUCACUACUUUGGUAUUAUGUACAGAAAUAACGAAUGAAGUUUUAUAGCACGGCUACUUUUGUUGUUCUUCACCUUCAUGUGCUCUGUUUUUGUUGGCUCUGGUUUCCCACGGCUGCUCAAUAUGGUGCAGUGAUUCUCCAGUACGAUAACGAAUGUUCUCGUAACCUCUCCAUCUUGGAGCAGGUGACGUCCCGAGCCCUGAGACAUCCAGAACUGAUGGUGGCCGCAAGAGAAACAAACAUUAAGAUGGACAUUCGUAUGCCUCUUUCGGAGUGCCGAAGCGGAUCUCUUUAUCCUUUCGUCGAGGCCUUGAAAGAGCAGAAAAUCCAAGCAGUUGUAGGGGCCGUAGCUGACCAUGUAUGUGAAGCUGCGGCUACACUGUCCAGUGUUCACGAGAAACUGUACGUCUCCUGGAGUUGCACAGCUUCUUCACUAUCAAACAAAAUACUUUAUCCUACCUUUGCUCGUACUAUACCCUCAGCCGUUGCUACUGCUCGGGCCGUGAUAUCCUUGGUAGCGGGACUUCGAUGGAAGAACUCCGCCUUACUAGCAGCUAAAGACGAGACUUGGCGUCGGCUGGCCGAGGAACUGGACUCAAUCAUUCGGGAUCGAGGAUUUGUCGUCCGGGCUUUCCUCCUUUUAGAUACUCGAGCAACGGUGGAAGAGAUAAAAUCAGCGUUGUCUGCCGUCAAACCUCCUGUAAAAGCAAUCAUCCUCAGCAUGGAUCUGACGAUGCCGUUGCUAAGCAACGUGCUAAAAGCUGCCGAAAAGCUUGGGUGGGCAGAUGGGCGUUUCGCAUUCUUUGUCUUACACGUGACGACUACAUUAUAUCCAAAGUUAUUACCGUCUUUAUCAAUAUUAUCUGUCAACAUCCUUAGAGCUGUUUUCGUCGUCACAGUCGUCGCUCCCAACGCCACCUAUGGGGAAGUUUGGAAAAAACCGGAAAACGUGGAUACUUUUCAGGAAUUAUUAAACACUACCUCAGUUGAAGAAGUUUACGACUUCUAUCGCCAGUUCUCUUCGGUGUCACUACUUCUCACUGCUUUACAAAGAGCCCAUCAAGAAGCUAAUGGGCUGAACAUUUCGUUGUACACCAGAAAUACAGUCUUCCCUACAUUACUGGGAUUAAGUGAAACGGACGAAGUGGGUGAUUUGCUGGUGAAAUUUGUGUUACUCGAUUUUUGGCCAAAUUAUCGAGUUUUUAGAGCGGUAGCAGACCUUAAUAUUGAUCACAGAGGUGAUCUUCACGUGACCGAUAGCCAAUGGAUUAAAGGUAUUGAUUGGCCUUUCAAUCGACCGUUAGUCGCAGACCCAGACUGCAUCAUCCAGGAUGUGGACUGCUCUAACUCUGGAGAUGAUGCUACCUUGACAACAGAAGAAACUAUUGGUGUCAUAAUCUCCUUACUAACCUGUGUUACAGUAGCUCUCGGAAUUACUGCUUUCAUCAGGAAAAAACUUUCUUUGAAAGAAAUGAGGAAGAAGAUUUUACUUACAGUCGACGACAUUGUGUUAACGCAACCCAGUAAGAAAACUUUUCGUGACAGAUCGGGCUUUGAUAAACCAGACAUCCUCAAAGCUUCCCAUGAUUCUGUGAGGCCUCACACUCACCUGACUCCCGGACAAAGUGGUCGAACAACCGGAAGUGAACAGAUUAACUGUGCACGGCUGAAUGGAGAUAUAGUGCACUUGAAACACUUUUAUGUCACUGCAACGUUCGAAGUGAGAAGAAAGGCAAUGAACCAGCUUCUUCAGAUUUACGAGUUGCGCCAUGAGAACAUUAACCCUUUCCUCGGGUGUCUUUCCGACCCUCAGCAGCCUGCCCUAGUAUGGGAGCAUUGUUCUCGAGGAAGUCUUGCUGAUGUCUUAGCCAGUGAGGAUAUCAAACUAGACUGGUCAUUCAAACUGUCAUUACUGACAGAUCUCGUCAGAGGUAUGAGAUAUCUCCACUCCUGUCCCGUGAAGCAUCACGGGAAUCUCACCUCACGAAAUUGUGUCAUUGAUAGCCGGUGGGUUUUGAAGAUAACUGACUACGGUCUUCCGAUGUUUUGUGAAGCUCAGAAUUUACCACCAUCUCCUCUUACAAUUAAAGAUAAACUGUGGGCUGCACCAGAACUGUUAAGAGACGAAACACUGCUGAGAAGGGGAACUCAGACUGGUGACGUGUACAGUUUCUCUAUAGUGAUGCAAGAGGUAGUCGUCAGAGGGCAGCCUUAUUGCAUGCUUCAAUUAUCAGCUGAAGAGCUGAUCGAGAAACUGAAGCGCCCCCCACCGCUCAUCAGGCCAUCAGUCUCCAAACAGGCAGCACCACCUGAGGCUAUCAACAUUAUGAAACAAUGUUGGGCAGAGUACCCCGACGUAAGGCCCGACUUUGGUCAAAUUAACGAGCAGUUCAAAAGACUAAAUCAGGGAAAGAAAAUCAACAUCGUCGAUACCAUGUUUCAGAUGCUAGAGAAAUAUUCCAACAACUUGGAAGACUUAAUCAAAGAACGAACAAUUCAAUUAGAUGAAGAGAAGAAAAAGACAGAUCAUCUAUUGAAUCGCAUGCUACCGAGUAUGGUUACCGAAAACCUAAAAGCAGGGCUACCUGUAGAACCGGAAAAGUUCGAGGAAGUCACUAUCUACUUCAGUGAUAUUGUCGGCUUCACCACCAUCUCUGCUUACAGUGAACCAAUGGAAAUAGUGGAUUUUUUGAACGAUCUGUACACGGCAUUUGAUAACACUAUUGACCAUUAUAAUGUAUACAAGGUGGAAACAAUUGGCGAUGCCUAUAUGGUAGUAGGAGGACUCCCAGAACGCAUACAGAACCAUGCAGAAGAGAUUGCCACCAUGGCUUUGGAUUUACUUUAUGUCUGUGGCAAGUUCAAAAUUAGACAUAUGCCCAACGUACCGUUAAUGCUACGUAUUGGAAUUCACACGGGACCAGUAGUAGCAGGUGUUGUGGGCCUAACCAUGCCUAGAUAUUGUUUGUUUGGUGACACUGUGAACACAGCUUCACGGAUGGAAUCUUCUGGUACAGCUUAUCGUGUGCAUAUCAGCAAGACUACAGAGAAGAAGCUCCGCCAUGCGGGAGGCUAUAUCAUCCAACAUAGAGGAGAAAUCAUAUUGAAGGGCAAAGGAAAACAACCCACGUACUGGUUGUGUGGAAAGACAGGAUUUGAUAAAGACUUACCACCGCCUCCAGAAGAUGAUGGCAGUGGGGAAAACCACGGAUUUAAAAGCGAAAAUAUUUUUAAGGCCAUGGGUAGGAAGAAAGUAGAUGUAUCUGAAACUGACAAUAUUCCAAACCAAGGAAGUGACACUUGUAACUCUUCAUGCACCGCAUCAGCAGAGAUUAACAUUGAUGAAUUAGCGUCGAAUCUCCUACUGUCAACUCCGCUUUUGACCGAUAUCGAGAACAAAGUAAACUCUCAGUGCGAUUCUAAACAUUUCCUUUCACCCACACUGGCCUCAACCUACAACCAUCAAACGAAUAAACGAAACGAAAAUUGGACGUUUCCAUUCGCUCCAAAACGACCAAAAGACAUUAAUAAACACAAGAGGAAAAUUAAAGAGAUCGAACUGAAUGUGCACCACUCGAAUUCUAAUAGCAGUAGUAGGUCCAGCAUUUCAAGCAUCAUGGGCAAUAAUUCUCAGUCUGAAAACAGUAGUCACGUUAUUGAUGUUAUGAAACAAAGCAGUGUCAAUCAGGAGCAAUAGCAUUCAGUUUGAAAGCACUUGUCACUUUGUUGAUAUUAUAUAACAAAACAAUGUUAAUCAUAUCAAUAUCACUCAGUUUUAAAACACUUUCUCAAUGUUAUGAAACAAGGCAGUGUCAAUUAUGGGCAAUAGUUCUCAGUUUUAAAAUGAUAGUCACUUUCUAGAUGUUAUCCAACAAAGCUGUAUCAGUUUCUUGACUAAAUGAAGAAGAUGGGGGCUUGAAGGAGGGAAAAGUAAAAAUGGUAUAUAUUUGGUUUGAAGAUAACAAAACCUAUGUAAGAAGUGAGUUUUUUGAACGGCACUGAAUUAGAUGCCUAACCUUAGGUUUUGUAUUAAGCAAAACAGCUUUCAAUUUUGUUAAAACCUAUUUUGUGUAAGCCGACUAUCUGCCUAGCCUUUUAACAUUCUUCACACAAUAUUUUUUAUCUGUAAAUUGAACAUUUUCGGAGACAUAUAUAUAUCCAUUGAAUAAACGGGUAUUUUACGUGUAAUGAUCUUCGAUUCAGUUUACAUGAACUAUUAUUCCAAGUGAUUGUCCCUUGGUGGGUCAGCAGUAAGUUUACUGACUUACAACGCAACAAUCCGAGGUCAGAUUCCCCGGGGUGGACAGAAUGCAGAUAGCCCAUUAUGUAGCUUGCACUAAGAAAAACAACAAAAUGCAAGUGAAAUAUACAUUAUCGCAGUCUGCAGAAAGUAAACAUUACUUAACAUACCCACACAGAGCAAAUACUGUCUGAUAUAAAACGCAAAGAAGAAACACUAACAUAAUCCAAACAGAACAAAUACUAACUUAAUCCACAUAUACAGCAAUCUACAAUGAGCUGACGCUAUCGUAACCCACACAAAGCAAACAGCAUUUAACAUAAUCUACACAGAGCAGACACCUGACAUGACCUAUACGUAGUAAACACUAGCAUGAUCUACACAGAACAAAAACUAGCUGAUACAACCCACACAGAAUAAACGCUAAGAAUACCCAUCCAGAACAAAACGCUAACACAAUCAACAUCUAAUAAAAUGCAAUGAAAAGAAACAUAAUUUAACAACAUAAGCACAGAGAAAUUUUUUCGGAACAAAAUCUACACAGUAUAACAAUUAUAUAACAAAACUGAGUCAGGCAAAUGCUGUCUGAUGAAACUUACACAAUACAAACAUUGUAUAGCAUUAGUUCAACAUAAAACCACCGAUAACGAAAUUUCAGCAUACAACCCACGCAAUAUGCUCUCACCGUCUAGCCAUUGUGUUACAUUCUCAAUAUAAAAACUAGUUAUAAUCUAUUUUCAGCAUGAAAAUCAUAGAGUUCAAGAUUUCAUAUUGAAAGUCAAAUUAUAAAUGAUGCUGCAACUGUGAGUUAUAUUCCAGACAGGCACGAUGAACGAUGGAAGACUGUUGUUGUUCAUUGAGUUCAAAGAUCGGAACAUGGAAGUAAUGUGACACAAGCAUAGACUUGAGGAGAAGUGCAUCUUGUGAUCAAUGACGUACAUAUUCUGAUAACACCAGUUUUUUUAAAUUGUUAAUAUAUAUAUGUAUGAUAAUAACAUGGCUUAAUACUCUGAAUCAAUUAAAUAAAAGUUACGAUAAUUAAAGUAUAUUCUUUGUAAUUUGACUUAUAAUACUAAUUUACUAUCAAAGAUUUGUUGUAGUCGAAAUACUGUAAUAAUUCGAUGUCAUUGGUAGCGUGACUGUGAAUUUUGGCAACUACUUGUAGAACAAAUUUGACGUUAUAAAACUAAAUGCCACUUUUUUCUCUACUCUGGCAUCACAAGUGUGUCCUCUAACAGCAUGAACCAUAGUUUACAAAAGUAAAAACUACAAACAUGAUAAUUUCAAUCAUUGAAUCGUGCAUUUUUCAGUAUAUUAUCCACUCUGUUUUAAAUGGUUUUUACAUAUAUAAAUCUAAAAGAAAAUAUUAUUUUUUCUAUAAACAGUAAUUGGUAUUUUGAUGUUGUAUUGUGAAAAUGAGUAUCAUAUUGUGAUGUUGUUACGAAAGUCUAAAUGGUGCACUUUUCUGUAGUGCAUCUGUGAUAUUUAUUUAUUAAACUUAUAUGAACUUCAAUAAAUGUAAUGUUUCCCGUAUAAAAAACUAAUAUUUAUUCGCAUCUAUAUAGUUUUAGACAAAUUUUAUUGUUCUUAUCAUCAUGAAUCAUACACAGUAAAAAUCUUCCGACAUGUACCAAAAUUAAUUCUCACAAUUUCGUGGCAAUCAAAACUACCACUAUAUAUAAUAUAGUGUUGUCUGUGUAUUGCAAUGUUUGGUGUAAUAUCAAUAUAGUACAGUACGCUUUUUCAAGGUUAACAUCUGAUCGUUUUCUUGUUCUGUGAAAUUCAUUGAAAUAAAUAUUCUACACAAUA
Limulus polyphemus (Atlantic horseshoe crab) is the source of this 6291-nucleotide messenger RNA. Its product is annotated as retinal guanylyl cyclase 2-like. The record is from RefSeq and is a predicted model, not a curated record. Gene Ontology annotation, molecular function: peptide receptor activity; protein kinase activity; ATP binding. Lineage: Eukaryota; Metazoa; Arthropoda; Merostomata; Xiphosura; Limulidae. The transcript is spliced from 19 exons. Gene Ontology annotation, biological process: protein phosphorylation; cGMP biosynthetic process; receptor guanylyl cyclase signaling pathway. The coding region runs from base 277 to 3939 and encodes 1220 amino acids.